AUGGUUAAAGCUCGAAGACCAGCAUGGAGACGGUAUAUUUACGUAAUUAUUCCAUUGUGCAUCGCCAGCAUAUGGUUAUGGCGGUUUUUGAAUAAUCCAGAGGCAACAGACCUGCAAGCGUUACUGCAGAAUUUGCCCAAGGAAAUCACACAAAGCAUAGACUCUGCGUCACAGACAAAGCAAGACGCGUCCAUGGUGGAGAUGUUCGAAAAGCUUUCUGCAGAUUUGCUGCAGAAACAGGACGAACAACUUCAAAAGUUCGAAAGGGAGCGCAAAAGGCUAGAAAAACAGAUCCGGGACUUGAGACAGCCGUCUCCGCACGCCACGCUGCGCGAGAAACUCGCUCUGGUCUUCGAAUAUCGUCCGGCCCAUCGGUUUCCGGCUUUUGUAUGGCAAACGUGGCCGUAUUCUGAUAUGGAUAGCCGCAUGGACCCUGUGUUGCAAAGCUACGAAAGACACUGGGGUGAUAAAAACCCGGGCUUUGUUCACGAAAUUAUCAACGAUGACGCUGCAUCUGCUUUAGUGCAUUACAUGUACUCUUCGAUUCCAGAGGUAGUAGAUGCGUAUGAAAUAUUGCCUUCUGCCAACUUGAAAGCGGAUUUUUUCAAAUAUUUGAUUCUGCUUGCUCGCGGCGGUGUUUACGCUGACAUUGAUACCGACGCCUUACAGCCGGUACCCAACUGGAUCCCUGAAAAUGUGUCUCCACGCGAAACAGGUCUGAUAAUUGGGAUAGAGAACGACGCUUCCAAUCCCGACUGGAGGAGCAAUUACGUGAGAAGACUGCAGUUCUGCAACUGGAUCAUUCAAGCUAAGCCAGGUCAUCCUGUGGUGCGAGAAGUGGUGGCCCGAAUCACAGAGACCACUUUACAGCGCCGUUCAGAAGGCGAGCUGCGCAUGAACCUCAGAAAUGACCUCAACAUUAUGGGUUGGACCGGAUCGGGGAUCUGGACUGACGUCGUUUUCACAUACAUGAACGAUUACGUGCAGAGUGGCAUUCUCAACAAGAUCACUUGGAAAGAGUUUCACAAGUUGGAUGUUCCGAAACUUGUUGGAGACGUGCUGGUGUUUCCUCAGAGCUCUUUCAAUGCUCCUGAAAAGGACUCCAAGGACAAAGACUCGGAAACCAACAGAGCUCUUCACUUUGCCACGCAUUCGGGACUAAAAAGCUGGAAAGCAGCCCCCAAAAUUUCCGAUGAAGAGUAG
This is a messenger RNA of Lachancea sp. 'fantastica', 1203 nucleotides long. NCBI's taxonomy places the organism in Eukaryota, Fungi, Ascomycota, Saccharomycetes, Saccharomycetales, Saccharomycetaceae. The record is from the annotation of a GenBank genome assembly.